Messenger RNA from Lytechinus pictus (painted urchin), 3781 nucleotides. RefSeq names its product deleted in malignant brain tumors 1 protein-like. NCBI's taxonomy places the organism in Eukaryota, Metazoa, Echinodermata, Echinoidea, Temnopleuroida, Toxopneustidae. The transcript is spliced from 8 exons. Gene Ontology annotation, cellular component: membrane. Bases 530 to 2272 code for a protein of 580 amino acids. The record is from RefSeq and is a predicted model, not a curated record.
AUGCGAAUUUUGGUUAAAAAAACAUGCAGUUUACUUCCCAACAGUAGCUGGUUAUUUGAUCCUUGUCAAUUCAAAGGCGAUCACUGGUUUCAGCUGCCACCAUGAUCCAAUACAAAGGACUCUGAUGGAGAAUUUGGUAGUGAACUUAUAUACAGGUUUAUUAUACAGGCCAGUUAGGCAGGUCAAUCAACAGGCUUGGUAUCCAUGUUGCGGGAGGUGUAUAAAGUGCUUAGAUAUCAAUACUGAUAUCGUAACAGGAACUAUUACGAAAGCGGUUUGUUUUGCAUUUGAAUUGUUGAAAUUUGGCUGAGUGCUUCUUAGUGCCAUGCCCUGGCUAUUACCUUGAAGAUAAUCAAUUCAAGUGUUUUAUUACACCUCCUUGAGACGCACUUUCGUCCUCGAAACAUGAUUUCACUUCUGCCAUAUCCUCACAAGCAUGCUGGUAGCUCUUGAUCUUGAUCGCAAAAGGCAAGUGUUUUGACGGUGCCUGGAUUUUACGGUUUUCUGGAAGAACCGCCAAGAAGAUAAAAUGACGUGUUCGGCUCGCGAGGUUGUCAUAGUUAGCCUCCAUCUAGAGAGGUUCGGCGGAGCACCAAUAGGCCUACGAAUAAGCUCUAGUCAACUAUACGAGGAUAUUCUCUUCAGUCUCUACACGUGGUGUCAUCUCAACAUCAAAAUGAAGUUUGCAGUUUACCUAGUCCUGUGUUCUUUGGCAACAUCAGCCAGAGCCCAGACUGAAGGUGAUGUGCGACUGGUUAAUGGACGUGAUUCAUACGAAGGAAGAAUUGAGGUUUACGCCAACGGAGGAUGGGGUACUGUAUGUGAUGAUCUGUGGGAUGAUACAGAUGCUACAGUUGUUUGUCAAAGUCGCGGCAGUGAGUCUGGAACAGCACGCACUAACGCUUACUUCGGAGAAGGCUCAGGUGAUAUCCUGCUCGAUGAUGUUAUUUGUGAUGGAGAUGAAUCUUCUCUUCUGGAAUGUUCUAAUCCUGGAAUCGGCGUUCAUAACUGUGGACACUCUGAGGAUGCAGGAGUCACUUGUUCACCAACAGUGCGACUGGUUAAUGGACGUGAUUCAUACGAAGGAAGAAUUGAGGUUUACGCCAACGGAGGAUGGGGUACUGUAUGUGAUGAUCGGUGGGAUGAUACAGAUGCUACAGUUGUUUGUCAAAGUCGCGGCAGUGAGUCUGGAACAGCACGCACUAACGCUUACUUCGGAGAAGGCUCAGGUGAUAUCCUGCUCGAUGAUGUUAUUUGUGAUGGAGAUGAAUCUUCUCUUCUGGAAUGUUCUAAUCCUGGAAUCGGCGUUCAUAACUGUGGACACUCUGAGGAUGCAGGAGUCACUUGUUCACCAACAGUACGACUGGUCGAUGGAAGUGCUUCAAACGAAGGAAGAAUUGAGGUUUACGCCAACGGAGGAUGGGGUACUGUAUGUGAUGAUUCGUGGGAUGAUACAGAUGCUACAGUUGUCUGUCAAAGUCUCGGCUUUGAGUCUGGAACAGCACGCACUAACGCUCACUUCGGACAAGGUUCUGGUGAUAUCUUGCUAGAUGAUGUAUCUUGUGAUGGAGAUGAAACUUCUCUUCUUGAAUGUUCUAAUCCUGGAAUCGGCGUUCAUAACUGUGGACACUCUGAGGAUGCGGGAGUCACUUGUUCACCAACAGUGCGGCUGGUUGAUGGAAGUGCUUCAAAAGAAGGAAGAGUUGAGGUCUACGCCAACGGAGGAUGGGGAACUGUGUGUGAUGAUUCGUGGGAUGAUACAGAUGCUACAGUUGUUUGUCAAAGUCUCGGCUCUGAGUCUGGAACAGCACGCUCUAACGCUUACUUCGGACAAGGUAUAGGUGAUAUCUUGCUAGAUGAUGUAUCUUGUGAUGGAAGUGAAUCUUCUCUUCUGGAAUGUUCUAAUUCUGGAAUCGGCGUUCAUAACUGUGGACACUCUGAGGAUGCGGGAGUCACAUGUUCACCAACAGUACGUCUGGUUGAUGGUUCAUGUGCCGGCGAGGGUAGAGUCGAGGUUUUCUAUGACGAGGCCUGGGGGACUGUUUGUGACGACUUAUGGGAUAAUACUGAUGCGACCGUUGUCUGUCAAAGUCUUGGAUACACAUCAGGAAUCGCGGUAGGAAAUGCAGGAUUCGGAGAAGGAACUGGGGAGAUACUUCUUGAUAAUGUAGAAUGUACCUCCACUAAUACCGACCUCUUCGACUGCCAACGCAAUGAUAUCGGAGAUGAUAAUUGCUCCCAUGCUGAAGAUGCGGGAGUGACGUGUUCUUAAGGAAGAUGAUUGAUCCUGGAAGAUCUUGUGUCCACUGAACUCAAACCAAAUUUGUUCGGACUCUUCCAAUUUGGUGCCUCAGUUUAUCAAUUUUAAAAUUUUAGAAUUGUCUCUCUUUUUCCUUUCUCUUCUGCAUGUACUGGGGUAUACAGUAAAAGAUUCGCUUGAUAUUUACAUUUGGUUUUAAUUGUUGGUACAAUGCUUGCUUUAGGUUUAUAGUUAUGCUUAAUUGAAUUGAUUGCAUCUUGUAUAGGCCUCUACAACUAAACCAUAAGCUGGUAAUGCGUACAUAAUGAUCCAUGAACAUUUAACUUUAAGUUCGAAUUUCAUUAAAUGAUAAACAAGCAGGCUAGAUCCUCGUAAUGUAAAACUAUGGAGGAUCCAGGAUUUCCCAAGGGGGGCACAUUUUUCAGAGGAAAAAUGUUACAAGCAAAACAAAUAUGUAAAUAAAAAAGUUUUUGUCAACCAAAAAUUAAGGAUAAUUCGUCUAAGAAAAAAAUUGACAAGUAAAGAAAAAAAUGCCUUCACUUUUAAAGGGGGCACUGCCUGGCUGUGCCCCCCCCCCCCCCCCACCUGGAUCUGCCAGUGGGAGGGUGUCAUUGUAUGACACCCAAAAUAAGUUAGACGAUGAUUUGAUAAAUCAAUCACUGAUUAUUGAUUAUAACGUAACACGAUGAAAUAGAUUUACAUUUAUGAACGAGAACUUUACUUUUCCCUAAUCGUCACAGUGACCCAAAAUGAUAGAAUAGCUUUAUUAGGUGUAAAGAUUUCUCAUUUACAUAUCUUCAUCGUUACGUAUACAAAUCAAUCAUUAAUGUCAUAUCCAAGGAGCUAUUGACGGUAACGUGUAUUGAGCACGGAGCAACAUAUUACUUAAAUGAAAUAACUAUAAACGAAUUAAAGAAUCAAUGAAAAAAUGUGUAAUCUUUUGAAGUCAAGGGCCCCGUAACACAAAGUUUAGUAAUUAAUUAAUCGCUAAUUUAAAAGAACAAUUUUGAUUCAUAGUCGGUCAGUCAUGCAACGAUAGUCUUGAUGGGCCUUUUCAUUUAGCGAUCCAUCGCUAACAUAUCCGUUAAGGGAUCUUCAUGAUACAUUUCCGAAUCUAAUUUCGCUUUAUGCUAUUAAAUUAAAUUCUUAUUCAUUUCAAAUGGUUAGAAACGUCAUUCAUUGUCAUUUCCAUUAAUGGAGAUGUCGAAUUAUAACGUCCAAAUUGUCGGCAUGUCUUUUUUGGGGUCUGAUUUCGAUUAAUUACAUUGAUCAGUUAAGGUCAUCGUAAAAUCCGGAGUUCUUGACUUAAUAAUUCGCAAAAAUUGUUGGUAAAAAAUAUCAAAAUGGAUAUUUAUUUCUUCUGUAAAUUCCAUUAUACUUUUUUUGUUUACCGCGAGUGUUUGUGUGGUAACUUAUAGUUGCAUAAUAAAAUAAUUGCUAAGUGUAGUAUAUCUUAUGAACGGAAACGAAUUUUUAUAUGAUCUUAUGGUAUCUUUGGGUAUAAAGUCUGUCUGCAUUACA